CUCACGGCUCAUUGCUGCAAGCCAAUCUUAUCGCGCUUGUUAUUUUCCAAGGGCAUUGUGGGAGGGUUAUGUAAAAGAAAGAUGGCAGCUGCCUGUGGUGGAGCACUUGGACGGAUCGGCUUGCAGUUUCUCCGGACCCGCGGCGGUAUCGCCGGUCCUGUCAGCUCGCUGGUGCCGCGGGUUCCGCUGCAAGGAGCGGGGAGGUCGUAUGGAACCGGGGGCGGUUCGGGGUUCCGAUCCAAAUGGUUUUGGACUCUCCCGGGUCGGAGAGUUAGCGGCAGGGUGUUGGGAUGUGCGUUCCUGCUCGGUGGAGGAGGACUGGGAUUGUACCACACAGUUAAAUCCUGUUUCCACAGUCAAUUCGCGCAACAAAUGGCACCGCAGUCUGACACGGGUGACCUGCGGCUGACCUUGUACCAGUAUAAGACCUGCCCUUUCUGCAGCAAGGUCCGAGCCUUCCUCGACUACCAUGGGCUGCCCUAUGACAUCGUGGAGGUCAACCCAGUCAUGCGGAAAGAAAUCCAGUUCUCCCAGUACAGGAAAGUGCCCAUCCUGCUGGCGGACGACGGCGAAACAUUGCAGCUGAACGACUCGUCUGUGAUAAGCAGCGCGAUCAAGACGUACAUGAUAUCGAAGGAUAAAAACCUGAAGCAGAUUCUCUCGUACUACCCUGAGAUGAAGUACAAGGACGAGAAAGGGAAGGAGGUGACUGAAUACAGCAACAAGUACUGGGUGAUGCUGGGGGAGCAGGAAGUGGAAGAGCACUACCCUUCCAAAGAGUCCAUGAAGGAGGAGGUUAGGUGGCGUCGCUGGGUGGAUGACUGGCUGGUUCACCUCAUCUCCCCCAACGUGUACCGCACCCCGACCGAAGCUCUGGCCUCCUUCGACUACAUCGUCCGCGAGGGCAAGUUCGGCUCCUUCGAGGGCUUCUGCGCCAAGUACCUGGGCGCGGCCGCCAUGUUCAUCAUCAGCAAGAGGCUCAAGAGCAGACACGAGCUGCAGAGCGACGUCAGGCAGGACCUGUACAAGGCCGUGAACGACUGGGUCACAGCCAUUGGCAAGAAGAGGCAGUUCAUGGGAGGCACUCGACCCAACCUCGCUGACCUGGCGGUGUAUGGGGUGCUGCGUGUGAUGGAGGGACUGCAGGCCUUCGAUGACAUGAUGGCCCACACCAGCGUGCAGCCCUGGUACGAGCACAUGGAGAGAGCGAUCAAGCAGCACCAGGGGAAGCACUAGUGACCCGACCCGAGGCUUACAGAACAGAGGAGGGCAUGAAACAGAUGCCUGAAUCACCUCUGUGUUCCACACCUGGAGCACUGGGAGCUGCAAUGGCUACACCUUCACCCAUUCCAGGUUUUACUUCGAGCUUGGUUAGCCACGUUGUAUAGGUAACAAGCACAGACGAGUCUUAUUAAACUCUCAUAGUAAAACCUGGAGUGGAUCCAGCUGCUAUGCAGUCUCCUAACCUCCUCUGUUCUAGAAACCUGGCUGCCCCCUCAUCCAUCUCCCAAACAGAACCCCAGAUUCUCAUUAUCUUCCUGAAGACCCCAGCCUUAGAUUUGGUGUGGGUCAAGAUCCUUUCUCUUGUUUAAACUUAAGACCAUGCCAGACCCUACAAUGAAGGACACAAACUGUUCACAGUAUCGAUUGUGUAUUAUUGGUAAUCCUACAGUUUCAGUAGUAAUUUGCACGGGACAUGUUUUAAGAAUGGUAAAUAUUGAGCAAGCUGUGUUUUCAAUUAAAUUAUAAGAUGCAGUGUGUCUGCCAUCCUGUAGGGGGAGCUGUUGGACCGAUACUGCAUUGUUCUCUUUUCUAAACUGUAGGGAUUGUAAUACUGUGAUAUAUUGAGAGUGAUCAUAUACAGAGAGUCUCUAAUGAACAUUUCAGAUUUUUUUUUUUUUUUUGUCUGUAAAUGUAUACAGGCUUGUUCUCCCUGACAAUGUGCAGCAGCUCUUCAAUAUACAGAAACCUAUUCCAGGAUCUUCAGACUAACAGGACUCCGCGCUGCCCUCCGCUACCGCAGUCAUUUCUGUUACACACCAUGGUUAUCCAUGGUAGCGGUCAUAGUGUAGUUCUGAGCUUCAGGGGUAUAUAUUUGAAUAACUUAUUGAGCUGAAGAGAGCGCUUUUUUUUUUUUUUUUUGUAUUGGCUUCAGACGUUUAAUCAGAUUUUCGUAGCUUAUACUUAUACCCAUGCAGAACAUUAAGGAGUGUAUACAGAAAACGCAGGUGUGCGCAAGUCCUCCGAGAUUUAUAGCUAUCGUUAGUUAAUUAACGAGGUUUGAUCUAGGAUCCCCUGGGAUUACACCAACAGCCUGUUUUUAAAGGUAUUCACGGGAUUACCGUGGCGAUGGGGGUUUCGUCCACUGCUGUGAAAUGCUGUAAGAAAAUCCAGCUGUGGCUGAUCAGGGCAGCCCUUUAGACCUGGAAGCAGGUCAUGUUGUCUGUCAAUGAAGUUUAAUAACAGUACAGGAGGACCUAACUGUACUGUGCAAGUGGAAAUUGCACGCCCCUGUAAUAACGAUCUCCUCGUGGUCAGAGAACAGUGAAUGCUGCUGGAAGUCAAUAUCUAAAUCCUUGAUUAAAAAUCCAGCUAAGGAACCUUUAGAAGCGUAUUGCCGCCUCAGCCAGACUGCCUUGUUUAUACGUGUGGAUAGAUUUCCUGGAGCAGUGAUCAUGUUCAGGGGGCCGGGGGUGGGUGAUCUGUAUUUGUAAGUCUUCCUCGGGGGGGGGUGAAAUAUCACGUUUAUUUAAAAGCACUUAAUUGUUAAUAUUCUGCAAUCUAUAAAUACUGUAAAGUGACUUUCUAAAAAAAAAAAAAUGUUGCAGCGCUGGCUGUGUAAGGAUGCUAGGAGCAGACCCUGAAUAAAGAUGAAUAAAGUCUA
Molecule: messenger RNA, 2884 nt
Organism: Acipenser ruthenus (sterlet)
Lineage: Eukaryota; Metazoa; Chordata; Actinopteri; Acipenseriformes; Acipenseridae
Product: prostaglandin E synthase 2-like
Exons: 7
Coding region: 82-1236 (384 amino acids)
Cellular component (GO): mitochondrion
Molecular function (GO): prostaglandin-E synthase activity
Source: RefSeq, a predicted model, not a curated record